Messenger RNA from Penicillium olsonii, 1458 nucleotides. The record is from the annotation of a GenBank genome assembly. Lineage: Eukaryota; Fungi; Ascomycota; Eurotiomycetes; Eurotiales; Aspergillaceae.
AUGACCGGAGCUUUACCGCGGAGAGCCCUGGAGGCCAUGGGAGAUGGCACACGUGACUGUAGCCUCACCCUUCAGGCAGCACUUGCCUGGGAAAAAAACCCCCAAUCUCCCCGUCCCCAUCGCCCCCAUUUCCCCCCACAACGGCGCUAUCGCAGUCGCGUCCAUCUUAAUAACCUUUCUUCAUUACUUGUCUUUCUUUUCAAUCCUUUUGAUUAUUCCGUUCCAAACAUGGGCAUCCCGAUGUGGCGUGAGCCUGCGAAGGCCGAAGCAAACAAAACUGCGAUAGAGAAAGAUUCAUCCGCCGCUGCACGCUCAUCGAUCGGUCGGCGAGGACGCGCUUACCGUUCGCGUCGCUCUGGUCUGUUGUCUUCGUUCCACUCCCAGAUCAUCGAUGAACUCCGAAGUGGUGGUCCAGGCAACCAGACCAGCGUGGAUCGAUUCCCUGUGCGCUCGCCCGUUUUGGCCAAUGGCACGAGUGAGGACGGGAUGACCCUGGAGGACUCCCGGCGCGAAGCGUGGACCCGGGCUCCUCCCCCUCGCCAGCGGCGCAGUGAACGAUCUCGCCGAAGAAGCACUCGUGAUAUGCUCCUGGCCAAUCUACUUGCCAGCUAUGGACCUGCCAACGGAAUCCCGGGCUCCUCAAACCCUUCCACACAUACUUCCACCCCAGCAUACUGGAGUCACCCCUCCAUGCCAAACAGCUCUGACUCGCCUAUCUACGGUGUUCGCCUCCCACCUCUGCGUCGUACAGACAGCUAUGGAUCCGAUCUGGCGAGAUUCUUGCAGGCGAACAUGCCCCCCGAAGUGCGCGACUCUCAAUCCAUCAAUAAUUCUGUACCACCACCAGAAGGAAGACUUCGCCCCGAUCACAUUAUUGGUGGUCUCGGUGACCGUCAACGCAGCCCAAGCCCCGAUGGAGAACGGGAGUCUGAUGCCUGGGAUACCUUGUUGUCAACUAUCACACCCGACGCAAAUCUUCCCUCAAUUGAUUCAUCCUUUGCUUCUAAUUCUGCUUCUGUGACUGCGCCCGACACGCGCAAUGCCGCUUUCCCGACUCGUCCACCAGGCCUCACCUUCAGGCCUGCCACGCUCGACCCCUACCCGGAUCAUCUCAACCCCUGCGACUUCUCUUCUUCGGACGACGAUGACGCCCCUUCCUACGAUUCCCGUCUGACAGGCAUGCGCGGGGUUCAUGAGCGUGUGCGCCGAGAUCGGAACUCAACCUUAAGCGCUCAUCCUCCCCUUCCUACACUCGCACGCACUCUUUCUGACCACCGUCACCAAAGCGAUGAGAUCCAGCAGAUGCAGGACAUUCUGGAUCGGCUCGCCAGUCGUGAGGAUGUUCCCGACAACUGGUGGGCGGCCGUUGGUGUUACACCCACGCUCAACCGAGGCCUCAGUGACAGUAUGGAUUCCACUGAUAAUGAAGGCACUUCUCGGCCAGCCCAAGACAUGUGA